Molecule: messenger RNA, 1608 nt
Organism: Wasmannia auropunctata (little fire ant)
Lineage: Eukaryota; Metazoa; Arthropoda; Insecta; Hymenoptera; Formicidae
Gene: La
Product: la protein homolog
Exons: 7
Coding region: 168-1412 (414 amino acids)
Biological process (GO): positive regulation of translation; RNA processing
Cellular component (GO): nucleus; cytosol; cytoplasmic stress granule
Molecular function (GO): RNA binding
Source: RefSeq, a predicted model, not a curated record
UAUUAAAUUAGGCGUCAUUUCCGUUUGCGGCUUGAACGAGGGAACACGUGCGUGGGAAGGCGAUUCUUCGUCGUCGUUGCCGCUUUGAAACGUAUAAAGCGUAUCGGUAGCCGUUUCGUCGCUCGUCUGUAUAAUUGUCGCGAGUAGAGUAUAUAAACAUUAUAGACAUGACUGAGAACGAGACGAAGGAAGAGACGAAUGUUGUUGACGACGACCACUCGAACGGCGAUACCGCCGCCGAGGUUAGUAACGAUGCGCCGACCGUUGACGCUAAGGAUGAAAAAACGGAGGAAGAUACGAAGGCAAACGGAACAGAUGUGGCAGAGGAACCGUCCGAGGAACUUUUGGCGAAGAUUAAGGCACAAGUGGAGUACUACUUCGGCAAUGUAAACAUGCAGAGGGAUAAAUUUCUCAUUGAACAGACGAAACUCGAGGAAGGCUGGAUUCCAAUGACUAUCAUGCUAAACUUCAAAAUGCUGGCCGCUCUCAGCAAGGAUGUCAAUGUAAUUCUAAAGGCCUUGGAAACCAGCGAUCUCAUGGAGAUAUCUGAGGACAAGAAAAAGAUACGUCGCUCGCCGAAGCAUCCCCUGCCAGAGUAUAACGAGGGAUACAGGAAAGCUCAGGAGGCUCGAACAGUUUAUGUCAAAGGCUUUCCGUUGACUGACAUAACUAUCGAGACAUUGAAAAUCUUUUUCAAACCGUACAAGCCAUUCGAAACGAUUGUGAUGAGAAAAUAUCAAGAUAAAGAUAAAGUUUUUAAGUUUAAAGGAUCUAUUUUUGUUCAGUUUGAGUCGUUAGAAGGCGCUCAGGCAUUUAUGAAUAUAGAGUGUAUAAAAUACGACGAUACUGAAUUAAUAAGGAAAUGGGCUGCGGAUUAUAAUGCAAGUAAAGUACUAGAGAAGGAGGAGCGUAGAAAAAAGAAAGCUGAAAAAACAAAGAAAUCUACAGAGGAAACAAAGGAUGAUGACGAAACGGAAGUUUCUACAGGAACCGAUAGUAAAUUGCCAAAAGGUUCCAUUAUUUACUUUUCUGGUGUUUCCAAGACGUGUACGAGGGAAGAUGUUAAAGAGUCUUUAGACAAAUACGACGCUGAUAUUGCAUACAUUGACUUCCAAAGGGGGCAUACGGAGGGCUGGGUGCGCCUGCAGGGAGAGAAUGCUGCUAAGCCUUUGUUGGAAAAGACAAACGAAGGCAAGGUGGUAAUCCAGGAGACUGAAGUUACCUGUAAAGUCCUCGAGGGUGAGGAGGAAGAUAAGUACCUCACUAAAGCGAUGGAAGAUAUGGCGGCUUCAAAGAGCAAAUACAACAAAGCCAAGCGAGGCGGUAAGAAAGGUCGCGCGCGGGGCACGAAAAAGAGAGGUAACAGUCCCUCGCACGAUACAGUUCCAGCUAAGAAGAGAGUUGUCGAAUAAGAUUUUUAUUUAGCUUGACCUAACCUUUAAAGUUACAUAAUGUACAUUACACUCUAUUUUCAAUGUAUUAACGAACAUAGAGGAUAACUAUAUAGAGAAAAGGAACGUUAAAUUACGCCUGGCAAUUUACUGUAGAAACUUCUGUUUCGCAAUCAUCUUUUGUUUUCUCUGUUUGAAAGAAGACGACAUAUUUAAA